AUGGACGACGUCAGGCAAGUGGCCUCAAUAACCUCAGUGGACUCCAUGGAUACGAAGUCGCCCGUGGUGUGGAUGAGACUCCGAAAGCUGCAAGGACACCCAAUCUGGCUCGGUGCUCUGUAUAACCCCCCGAACCCGGUCACCAUGCUGCUGACCAUCUCUGGAGACCCCUGGUCGACAUCGCACCACCAAUAG
Penicillium samsonianum is the source of this 195-nucleotide messenger RNA. RefSeq lists its product as uncharacterized. The coding region runs from base 1 to 195 and encodes 64 amino acids. The transcript has a single exon. The record is from RefSeq and is a predicted model, not a curated record. Lineage: Eukaryota; Fungi; Ascomycota; Eurotiomycetes; Eurotiales; Aspergillaceae.